UGGUGAAACUCUGCUCUUGUGUCUAUUUGUGUUUAGUUGGGCUCUUCUAAACUAGUGAGUUUAAAAAAGUACAGAUUCCUCACAGAGAGUGAACACUGACACUGGUGAACAGCCCAUAGCCAGAGCAGAGACAGAGCAUUGAACAUGCUGAACAUGAAGACACCUGGAGCUGUGCUGCUGUUGCUGUGGUCUGGUCUGGUUGUGGUUGCAGCAGAGAGUGGAGGCCUCCAGGAUGAAGCUACAGGUGCAGACCCUGCCUACCCCCAACAGAACUCCCUGUCUGAGGUGCAUGCUGUGCUGAGAGAGAUGGCAGCUCUGAUAGCGGAGCAGAGAGUGGAGUUCAGACUUACUAAAGCACAAAUAGAGACACAAAUAGAGGAGCUGAAGAAAGAAAAUGGAGCUUCGGUGGUGAAUCUGAGUGCUGCUGAGGCCAGGCUGUCAGCCAGUGAGAGGACAGUGGAGGAGCAGAGAGCCCAGCUAAAGGAGCUGAAGGACUCCAACACGGACAUGAACAACAAACUAAAGCAGCUACAGAGUAUCAGUGAAGACAGUAAGGUGGCCUUCUCCGCCUCCUUCUCAGUGUCGGCUAACAAACACAUCGGGCCCUUCAACACAGAAACUGCCCUGGUCUUCAACCAUGUCUUCAUCAAUAUUGGCAGCGCCUACCACCCAAACACAGGCGUCUUCACGGCUCCCGUGAGAGGAGUGUACCAGUUCCGCUACCACAUCUUUGCCGGAGGUGCACACGGAGCCGGAGCUAACCUCCAAAGGAACGGCCAGCACGUGGUGGCCGCCUACAACCACAAAGCCCCCCACGAUAUCAACACCUCCCAGGGGGUGUCCCUGCUGCUGGAGGUGGGCGAUACAGUGGGCCUGCGUCUGGGGCAGGGGGCCUGGGUCUCUGCUUACACUGGCCACUAUACCACCUUCAGCGGGCAACUCCUCUUCCUCAUGUGAUGGGGAGGUGUCUACACACACAUGCACACACACACACAUACACACACUGACACACACAAACAUACUCACUCACACACUCCUACAGCAUGCAUGCACAUGCUUACAACACACUCACAUGAAUACACAAACACACAUUCUCUCCUUUAUAACAGCUGUGAUGAUUUUACUGCAUGCACAGAUGGUUUUACUAUGUGGUGUUUCACAGUACACUGUGUAUGAAAAUAAAUGAUCAUUUGGAUCAAUAUGUA
Clupea harengus (Atlantic herring) is the source of this 1205-nucleotide messenger RNA. Its product is annotated as multimerin-2-like. The record is from RefSeq and is a predicted model, not a curated record. The coding region runs from base 145 to 957 and encodes 270 amino acids. The transcript is spliced from 4 exons. NCBI's taxonomy places the organism in Eukaryota, Metazoa, Chordata, Actinopteri, Clupeiformes, Clupeidae.